This is a messenger RNA of Zasmidium cellare ATCC 36951, 738 nucleotides long. RefSeq names its product carbohydrate esterase family 5 protein. The record is from RefSeq and is a predicted model, not a curated record. Gene Ontology annotation, molecular function: hydrolase activity. The coding region runs from base 1 to 738 and encodes 245 amino acids. The transcript is spliced from 3 exons. NCBI's taxonomy places the organism in Eukaryota, Fungi, Ascomycota, Dothideomycetes, Mycosphaerellales, Mycosphaerellaceae.
AUGCUCCGACAUCCUCUCUACUGGCUUUCCGCAAUCGCGACGCUGGCUCUGGCCGCACCGGCUCAUGUUGCUCGACAAGCAGACACGUACCCCUGCACCGAUGGGGUCUUCAUCCUCGGAGCCCGCGGUGCUGACAGCUCAAUGAUCAGCCCGAUAGGCGUGAGCCCAAAUUACCAGGAUCUUGAAGGACUGGAAGUCAUCGCCAACGCGCUUAUCCAGCACGUUGGCAAAGGUUCCUAUCUUCGGGCCCUACCGUACGCUGCGGCAAUAGAACCCGGUGUGGAUCUGCUCAAUAUCGGCGGAGGCGUGGACAAGGCGCAGUCGAUCAUCAAGGACUAUGUUGGCCGUUGCACGAAUCCGAGAAUUGUCUUGCUUGGGUUCAGCACAGGUGCUCAAGUCAUGACUUCCACUCUCAUCGGAGGCCAACUGCGUGGAAACCUGGAUGCAUACAAGCAAUACAUCACUGCUGGAGCACUCUUUGGCGACCCAUCUUUCACAGCUAAUGUCGAGCCCCUGGAUGCUGGUAAUUCUACCACGUCCGGAGCCAGUGCCAGAAGUGCGAGCGAUGCGGCCUACUACAACCAAAACUAUGGCAGCAAACUCCGGAACUAUUGCCAAGCGGGAGAUGCGGCCUGUGCCAAUGGUGGUCUGGGCGAUGCGGCGGUCGCCAUCCAUUUGGCUGCGAUUCAGACCUAUCAGCAAGAUGCUAUCAAUUUCUUGACGUCGAUUGUCUCCUAG